AUGACAUUGCCCAUUCACAACAAAUACUUUGGAAACACUCCAAAGGAUGUUUGGUCGUUGAUCAACGAAACUGCUGCUGCUGCUGAGCAAGAAACUGGUAAAAAAGUCAUCAACUUGGGUCAAGGCUUUUUCUCUUACUCUCCUCCAGAGUUUGCAAUCAAAGCUGCUCAAGAGGCCUUGCUCGACCCCAUGGCAAACCAAUACUCUCACACCAAGGGAAGACCUGUUUUAUUAAAUAGUUUGUCCAAAUACUAUUCCAAAAAAUUUAAUAGAAAUGUUCCUAUUGACGAAAUUUUGGUUACUGCUGGGGCAAACGAGGGAAUGCUAACAGCUUUUACAGGCUUUUUGAACCCUGGAGAUGAAGUUAUAGUAUUUGAGCCUUUCUUUGACCAAUAUAUUUCAAAUAUUGAGAUGCCAGGCGGCAAAGUUGUCUAUGUUCCUUUACAUCCACCGGAAAGUUUUAAAGACAAAACAAUUGACGGUUCAGACUGGAAAAUUGACUAUGAUCAAUUGGAGAAGGCCAUCACCAAAAAGACAAAAAUGAUUGUAGUCAAUACCCCUCAAAAUCCGGUGGGCAAAGUGUUUACUGAAGAGGAAUUGACUAAAAUAGGAAAUUUGGCUGUGAAAUACAAUAUAAUCAUCUUAUCUGAUGAGGUUUACGAAAAUUUAUACUAUGGUGAUAAUUUCCCAAGAUUCGCAACUUUGACUCCAGAAAUUGCAAAGCAAACAAUUACAGUAGGCUCCGCUGGAAAAUCCUUUGCUGCAACAGGCUGGAGAAUUGGCUGGUUGAUUGCUGAUCCUUAUUAUAUUAAAUAUUGUGGUUUGGCUCAUACCAGAAUCUGUUUUACUACCAAUAGUCCCUUGCAAGUCGCUGUCUCAAAAGCUAUAGAUUAUGCUUCAAAUUCUGAUUAUUUUGAAAAAACCAGAUCUGAAUUUAAGAAGAAAUAUGAAAUUUUUACCAAAGUUUUUGAUGAUUUAGGUUUACCUUAUACAAGAGCUGAAGGAUCAUAUUAUAUCUUGGUCAAUUUCAAUAAAGUAAAAAUUCCAAGUGAUUACAAGUUCCCAGAGGAAUUAUCAGACAAAGCCAAGGACUUCAAAGCUGCAUACUGGUUGAUCAGAGAAAUUGGUGUUGUUGCUAUCCCACCAACGGAAUUUUAUAUAAAAGAGCAUGAACAUGUUGCUGAAGACUGUUUGAGGUUUGCUGUCUGUAAAGAAGACUGUGUUUUAGAACAAGCAGUUGAAAGACUAAAAAAAUUGGCAGAAUACCUUUAA
Molecule: messenger RNA, 1272 nt
Organism: Ascoidea rubescens DSM 1968
Lineage: Eukaryota; Fungi; Ascomycota; Saccharomycetes; Ascoideales; Ascoideaceae
Gene: BNA3
Product: kynurenine--oxoglutarate transaminase
Exons: 1
Coding region: 1-1272 (423 amino acids)
Biological process (GO): biosynthetic process
Cellular component (GO): cytoplasm; mitochondrion
Molecular function (GO): pyridoxal phosphate binding; L-kynurenine:2-oxoglutarate transaminase activity
Source: RefSeq, a predicted model, not a curated record